AUGCUGGGUGGGGGCUCCUCUGGCGAAGGGCCACUGGGCGCCGCCAGCCGCCUGCCGCCGCCGAGCCCUGCCCCGAGGGCGCAAGGACGGCCGAAGAGGCCACGCCCCCGAGGCGUGCGCCCGCCCGGGCCUCCUCACUUCGGGUCCCAGGCGGCGCUCCAGAACUUCGCCGCCCCGCCUGCAGGGGCCUUCCAGCCCCUCGCCUGCGCGGCGGCCUCCACGCUGGAGGUCCUGGGCGCCCUCGACGCCGCCCUGGCGGCGGCGGCCGGCCACGGCGAGAGGGCUCCGCUGCUGGCCGCGAGCGUGCAGCCCCUGUACAUCGAGCAGGACCUUCGGUCGGCCAGCGCCUGGUCGACGCCCUCGGUCAGCCGCACCGUGGUGCCGAUGGUGCCCCCGGCGCUGGGCUGCCAGCUGGUGUGCGCCAGCAUCGUCUCCCCCGCGGCGCCGAGCCGUCACGGCGGCGCCGGCGCUCCAGCCCGUGGGGGAGCCCUUGGCGCUGUCACGCCUCCUCCGGGGCGUGGCGCUCAGCCUGAAGAACUGCGGCGACGUCGGCCUGCUGCUCAGGCGCCGGGCCUGGCUCUCUGGGGGCGUGCCGGGGGACCUGCCCGUCGCGGUGCCGGGCACGCCUUCGGGCGACGGCGGCUCCGGCGCGGGAGCGGC
Molecule: messenger RNA, 660 nt
Organism: Prorocentrum cordatum
Lineage: Eukaryota; Dinophyceae; Prorocentrales; Prorocentraceae
Source: the annotation of a GenBank genome assembly